GCCGCACCGUCGGAAGCCUUGGGCCCGCGAAGAGCCAAGGCGCAAACAUCGUGGCCACCACCGGCGUGGACAACAACCAUCUGCUGGUGUCGCUCGUCCAGUCGGUCUUCCUGCCCAUCAUCCGCAACCCGCACGCCUCCGACAGGCUGCUCGGCAGCACGAUCCUGCUGUUGGCCAACCUCUCCACCACAGCGGAGGCCACGCUGCGGGAGUCGGGGUGCGCCGAGGCGCUCUUCGAACUGGUGGCCGACACCUCGGUGCCGCCAGCGAGGAAGAGCGUGGCGGAGUCUGUCGUGAUCUUCCUCCUUGGUCACAGGCGUCGAACCGGCAUUCUGUGUGCCUCCGUGUCUUCCUGCUUAUCUUGA
Messenger RNA from Prorocentrum cordatum, 365 nucleotides. The record is from the annotation of a GenBank genome assembly. Lineage: Eukaryota; Dinophyceae; Prorocentrales; Prorocentraceae.